Molecule: messenger RNA, 165 nt
Organism: Miscanthus lutarioriparius
Lineage: Eukaryota; Viridiplantae; Streptophyta; Magnoliopsida; Poales; Poaceae
Source: the annotation of a GenBank genome assembly
AUGUCCGAGUUCAGAGCAGGGAUCCUGAUGACCGUUUUGCUCCUCGCCGUGGCUCUCUCCUCCACUGUACUCACUUCCGUGGAGGCGGCCAGGCGGCUGCCGGAGGGGCAGUACGCCGGCCACCGCAUGCUGCAUGAGAGGGCGAGUGUGCCUAUCAUCAAAUAA